UCUGUGAUACUCUAAUGAAAAAAAAAAUUCAAAAAAAUACAAAAAAAAAAAAAUACAAAAAGUUUUCAUUGGCUCUGCAUUCUCACCUUUAUAUUCAAGUUUCGCGGCAACGCCUCCUCUCUAUCUCAUUCUCUCUCUACACCACGCACUCUCUCUCUCUCUCUCUCUCUCUCUCUCUCUCUCUCUCUCUCUCUCUCUCUCUAGCUCCCUCGCUGCUGUCCUCUUUUUGAUGGUUCAAUUCCGAUCUUCAUAAACUUCACGACGAAUACGCAAACCUUGCCAUGGCCCCAACAAGAAAAGCCAAAGGUGUAAAGCGGUAUGCAACUGUAAAUGAGGCAUCUCAGGAGAAAUAUGGCGGAGGGUCAAACAAAAAGAAGCAACGGAAGAGAAAGUUGUCUGAUAAGUUGGGACCGCAGUGGAAAAGGGGAGAGCUUCAGCGUUUUUAUGAUGCAUACAGAAAAUAUGGGAAAGAUUGGAAGAAGGUGGCUGCUGCAGUGCGCAACAGAGGCAUUGAGAUGGUGGAGGCUCUUUACAAUAUGAACCGAGCGUAUUUGUCAUUGCCAGAGGGGACAGCUUCUGUAGUUGGCCUUAAAGCAAUGAUGACAGAUCACUAUAAUGUUAUGGAAGGCAGCGAUAGUGAAAGAGAGAGCAAUGAUGCUUUAGGAUUUUCUCAAAAACUGCAGAAACACAAGCUUGGGAAAGAUCAGCCCAGUGUCUCGAAAGAUGUUUUCCACACUCAUCCAAGUGCAUCGCUUGAAGGAUGCCUGUCAUUAGUAAAAAGGAGAAAGCUUGAUGGUGACCAGCCUCGUGCAGUUGGGAAGAGGACGCCUCGUGUCCCAGUUUCAUAUCCGCAUAAGAAAGAUGAUAAGGAAGCUUAUGUUUCUCCAAUUAAAAAGGGUCGGAAGUCAGAGGGAGACAAUGAUGAUGAUGUUUCGCAUGUGGUAGCCUUAUUGACUGAAGCUUCGCAAAGAGGAGGCUCUCCCCAAGUUUCUCAAACGCCAUACAGAAGGCCUGCGCAUUUAAAAUCUUCUUCUGUUCAGAGCUCAGAAAGAAUGCAUCCACCACCAGGGAAAGCAAGUGCCAACCUUCGUCGUGCUUCAAUGGACGGAGACUGGUUGGAAGGUAGUAUAGGAAGUGGCGGGGCUGAAACAGGAGACUAUCACAGAGAUUUAUUAGAAGGUGUAGGUACAGUAGAAAUGCCUUCGAAGGGGAAGAAGUUGUAUAAAAAGAAAGGGAAAGUUAAACACAGUGAGAAUCAUCAGUUUGAUGAUGGCGGUGAAGCGUGCAGUGGCACUGAAGAAGUACCUAAUCUAAGUUCUAGGGCAACAGAUGAUAUUGAAGUUUCAAAUACAAAAGGGGAACGACUUUCUCCACAAGGUCAAAGGACGAAGAGCAAAAAACUUUAUUUUGGAGAUAAAAGUUCAUGCUUGGAUGCUCUGCAAACUUUAGCUGAUUUGUCUCUGAUGAUGCCGGAAUCAAUGGAAUCUGGAUCAUCUGUCCAGUUGAAAGAUGGAGGAGCAAACAUAGAUGCGGAAGAUAAAUUUAGUGUACCUGAAACCACAUCUACAAGCCAAUUCAGAAACAAAAAUAAACUCCCUGGUGCAAAACAUAGAUUGCCUUGCGCAAUUUCUGGAGUUGAGGGUACCAAUUCCAAAAAGUCCAAAGUUGGGAGGGAUCCGGCAAUUGAUAUUAAUACUGUCUCAGAAUCGGAACAACAGUCUCAGUCGACCACCAAAAUAUUGAAAAGGAAACGGAAAUGUUUGGUGCCGAAGAUAUCAAAUGCUGAUGCUCAUAUGGAUUCUGAUAUGAAUGAACCUUUAAAGACUGAGGGUUUUGGUGAAGAAGAAAAUAAACCGGUGACUAAAGGAAAACGCACCAGUCAAGUCUCUACUCCUUCGAAACAAUGGAAAUCAGCCAGAUCACUGGAAGGAUCUUUGAAUGGCAAUCAUAGGCGAGCAUUGGCUGAUUUAACAGGAUCGACCGCGCAAGUGCCCACGUCAAGCCAAUUUAAUUUGCCAAUGAAACGAACAAGUAGACGUAAAAUGUAUAUACCCAGAACAUUGCACCCCAAAGAGAAGUCUUGUGAGAAAAAAUUGAAAAAUCAACUUAACACACGCUCAAAUUCAGUGCAGGACAGAGCACUCCAUCUAAAGGAGAAGAUCUCUUGUUGCUUGUCAUCGGAUUUAUUACGUAGAUGGUGCACUUUUGAGUGGUUUUAUAGCGCACUUGACUACGCUUGGUUUGCCAAAAGGGAGUUUGAGGAGUACUUAAAUCAUGUUGGACUGGGACACAUUCCGAGACUAACUCGUGUAGAAUGGGGAGUCAUUAGAAGUUCCCUUGGCAAACCUCGGAGGUUUUCUGAGCACUUUCUACAUGAAGAAAGGGAGAAACUUAAACAAUAUCGGGAAUCUGUGAGGAAACAUUAUGCUGAACUUCGUACUGGUGUUAGGGAAGGACUCCCAACAGAUUUAGCAAGACCUUUAUCAGUUGGGCAACGAGUGAUUGCUCUACAUCCUAAAACAAGAGAAGUUCACGAUGGAAGUGUGCUCACCGUUGAUCAUGAUAAGUGCAGGGUUCAGUUUGACCGUCCAGAUAUAGGAGUUGAAUUUGUCAUGGAUGUUGAUUGUAUGCCUUUGAACCCAUUGGAUAAUAUGCCAGAAGCUCUUAGGGGACGGAAUAUUGCUUUUGACAAAUUCUCAUGUACAUCCAAGGAGCCAAAUAAAAAUGGAAAUCUAAAUUUUGGAGGGCCUAUGAUGUUUGCUUCAAGUGGGCAUUUGGUGAAAGCAACUAGCCCCAUGGACAUGGAUGCCUUCAUAAAGGAGGAGAAGGGGAAUGCAAUUUAUACAACUGCACAACCAAAAGCAGUAUCAGCUGAUAUUGGUAGGGCACAACAGACAUCAUAUAGUCAACCUGGUAUGGUGGUGGCACAUAAUCAAGCAAGGGAAGCUGAUAUACGAGCUCUUUCUGAGUUGAAUCGUGCUCUUGAUAAGAAGGAGGCAUUGUUGAUGGAGCUUAGGAACACAAAUAAUAACAUUUUGGAAAACCAGAACAGUGGAGAAUGCACUUUAAAAGAUAGCGAGCCUUUUAAGAAGCAUUACGCCACGGUACUUGUACAGCUAAAGGAAGCCGGUGGCCAGGUUUCUUCAGCUUUGGUUAAUUUGAGGCAACGUAAUACUUACCCUGCAAAUUCCCUACCUCCUUGGAUGAAACAACCAGCCAAUUCCACCAUCUAUGGUGACCCGAGUUCCUUCGACAGCUCUAUUUCUCAAGAGUCAGGAUCUAGUGUUGCUGACAUUGUUGAAGUUUCAAAAUCGAAAGCACAUAUGAUGGUUAAUGCUGCUAUUCAGGUAAUGGCGUCAGGGAAGUGCGGGGAAGAUGCUUACGUUGGGAUAAGAGAGGCUCUAGAUUCCAUCGAUAACCAGCAUUUCAUAUCAGAGUCUAGAUUACCUGUGAACAGGUCUCAAGAGCAAGUAAAUGGCAGUUUGGGCCAACGCAAUCAGAUAAGUUCCGGCACAUCAGAUCCCAACUUGACCAGUGAUUCAUCUGCCCCGAAGUUGCAUACCGACGCUGACAAAAAUGAGGCUCAGAUUCUUUCGGAGGUCAUCUCUGCAUGCGUGAUGGCCGUACACAUGAUACAGACAUGCACUGAACGACAGUUUCCUCCGGCCGCUGUUGCUCAAGUGUUAGAUUACGCAGUGACAAGCCUGCAUCCACGCUGUCCCCAGAACGUUGGAAUUUACAGAGAAAUUCAAAUGUGCAUGGGCAGAAUCAAGACACAGAUAUUAGCACUCGUACCAACUUGAGUCCGGUGCUUCCUUCCAGUCUCCGGAGUUGUUUUGAUUUCUAAAAUUAUUCCAGACCAAACAAACUUAACUGACUGCCAAUUACGCGCAUCGGAUUGAGUUUCUUGGUUCUUAGGCCUGUAAAUUAGAAGCUGUUCCGUGUAUAUAGUCGAUAAGGGCUUGGUUUUCGGUCCUCGUUUUCUCUGAUGUCCUGUUGGCCAAAAGAAAAACGAGUACAUGUUUCUGCUUAAUGGUUGCCAAUUUCUACAGCUUCUCACUCA
This is a messenger RNA of Pyrus x bretschneideri (Chinese white pear), 4063 nucleotides long. Its product is annotated as protein ALWAYS EARLY 2. Gene Ontology annotation, molecular function: DNA binding. Gene Ontology annotation, biological process: DNA-templated transcription; regulation of transcription by RNA polymerase II; regulation of cell cycle. The transcript has 20 exons. The coding region runs from base 282 to 3803 and encodes 1173 amino acids. The record is from RefSeq and is a predicted model, not a curated record. Gene Ontology annotation, cellular component: transcription repressor complex; nucleoplasm. NCBI's taxonomy places the organism in Eukaryota, Viridiplantae, Streptophyta, Magnoliopsida, Rosales, Rosaceae.